AUGGCGCCUUGGGGAGCCAACCCUCGGGGCUUGUACUGUGGGACUGUUCCAACUACCAGAGACUGUGGGGGUGGGAGGGAGUGCGUGAGAAAUGCCCCUCCCCCUCCUACGGAUGUAAGAGGAUACGCCACAAGGUUGAAAGUCCUGGGAGCUUCCUGUGGUAGGGACCUGUCCUCUGUAUCUGAAACCAAUCAGUAUCUGACAGAUUUGGAAUUUGAAAAAAACGCCCUGGAAGAUUCAGGAAUGAAGCUUCUAUGCGAAGGAUUAAAACAGCCAAAUUGUAUAUUACAGACAUUGAGGUUGUACCGGUGCCUUAUUUCUCCUGCUUCUUGUGGGGCGCUAGCAGCUGUUCUUAUCACCAAUCAGUGGCUUACUGAACUGGAAUUUAGUGAAACAAAACUGAAAGCUUCAGAUUUGAAAUUUCUCUGUGAAGGCUUAAAAGAUCCAAAUUGCAAAUUACAGAAGCUCAAGUUGUGUGCUAGCCUUCUCCCAGAAGACUCAGAGGCUGUUUGCAGGUAUCCUGCCUCUGUUCUCAUUUGCAACUCACACCUCACUGAGUUGGAACUGAGUGAAAAUCCCCUGGGGGACACAGGGGUGAAGUAUCUUUGUGAUGGUCUCAGACAUUCCAACUGUAAAAUGGAGAAACUAGAAUUGUGGACCUGUCACCUGACUGAGGCAUGUUGUCAGGAUUUGUGCAAUGCACUCUACACCAAUGAACACCUGAGAGUCCUUAACCUCAGUGACAAUGCCUUAGGGGAUGAGGGCAUGCAGAUAAGCCUGGCAAACUUCGGUGUGAUUGAAGAAGCCAGUUUGAGACUCAGCCUAGUCCAGGCAAGCUACUGGCACCUGCUGCUCUCAACGAAACUCAACACAAUGGUGUUCGCAUUUUGGAAGGUCUUUCUGAUCCUAAACUGCCUUACAGGUCAGGUUAGUGUGGUGCAAGUGACCGUCCCAGACAGUCUUGUGACCGUGACUGUUGGAUCUGAUGUCACUCUCGUCUGCAUCUAUACCACCACUGUGGCCUCCCGGGACAAGCUUUCCAUCCAGUGGUCUUUCAUCCAUAAGAAGGAGUUGCAGCUAACUUCCAUUUACUAUUCUGAAGGUGGACAAGGUACAGCCCUUGGGCAAUUUAAAGAUCGAAUUGUAGCAUCCAAUGCUCCAGGUAAUGCGUCUAUCACUAUCUCGCAUGUGCAGCCAACAGACAGUGGAAUUUACAUCUGCGAUGUUAACAACCCCCCUGACUUUGUCGGCACAAACCAAGGCAUCCUCAACGUCAGUGUGUUAGUCAAACCUUCUAAGCCCUUUUGCAGCAUUCAAGGAAGACCAGAAACUGGCCAUACUGUCUCUCUCUCUUGCUUCUCUGCUCUUGGAACACCAUCCCCUGUGUACUACUGGCAUAAACUUGAGGGAAAAGACAUUGUGCCAGUGAAAGAAACCUUCAACCCAGCCACUGGGAUUUUGGUUAUCAGAAAUCUGACGAUUUUAAAACAGGGUUAUUAUCAGUGCACUGCUACCAACAACCUUGGCAAUAGUUCCUGUGAGAUUGAUCUAACCUCUUCACAUCUGGAAAUUGGAAUCAUCGUUGGGGCCUUGGUAGUUGUCUUGGUAGGUGCUGCCAUCAUCAUCUCUGUUGUGUGCUUUACAAGGAACAAGGCAAAGACAAAGGAAAGGAAGAGAAAUUCUAAAACCACCACGGAAUUGGAACCAAUGACAAAGGCAAACCAAGGUGCAGAGAGUGAAGCAAUGCCAACUGAAGACAUUGUCCAGCUAGAAGCAACCCUGCCACCUUACAUUCAUGAGACGGACCCUGCCACCAUCCUGGAGCCAGACCAUGAGCCUAACCUGAAACAAGAGUCUGCCCCAGAGCCUGCCCGGGAGCCUGCCCCAGGACAGGAGCCUGUUCCAGUGCCUGAGCUUGAGAUCGAGGUGGAGCUGGAGCAGGAGCCAGAACCGGAACUGGAGCCAGAACCGGAACUGGAGCCAGAGCCAGAACUGGAGCCAGAGCCGAGCCAUGAGAUUGUAGUUGGGCCCCUAUGUCAUGAGGAAAAAGGGAGUGGCUAG
This is a messenger RNA of Galeopterus variegatus (Sunda flying lemur), 2061 nucleotides long. RefSeq names its product V-set and immunoglobulin domain containing 1 (gene VSIG1). Lineage: Eukaryota; Metazoa; Chordata; Mammalia; Dermoptera; Cynocephalidae. Gene Ontology annotation, biological process: epithelial cell morphogenesis; maintenance of gastrointestinal epithelium. The coding region runs from base 1 to 2061 and encodes 686 amino acids. The record is from RefSeq and is a predicted model, not a curated record. The transcript is spliced from 12 exons. Gene Ontology annotation, molecular function: protein binding. Gene Ontology annotation, cellular component: plasma membrane.